CGGUGCGAUGUGAUUUGAGAAAGUUAUUUUUCGCGUUUUCGGUAUCAAAAUUGAUUCAGAAGUGCAAUCUUGUUGUAUAAAUCCGUGCAGCUAUCGCGCGUGAAUGUAAAUCUUUCGAAAGUCCGAGGUUUGGUAGAUGCGCCUAUGCGAAAAUGGUACUUAACAUUUGCGAUUGCACAUUCUGGACAAAAGCGGCAUCUCAGUCUUUUUGAUAGUGCUGCAAAGUGGUGUGCGUGUGUUUUAUUGCGCAUUCGAUAGAACUCCGAACCCGAAAAUAAUCACCAAGAUAAGCGACACUGGCAGCACUGUGAAGUGCAACUCUCCGGAACAUCGCGAGGUGAGAAAACUUCACUUUACGGCCCAGAAGUGACAGACGGAGAAAACAACAAUGGUGGCCAUCGUGGAGCAAUAAGUUUUAAUUUUCUCAAUAUACUUUCCAAGUAUUGCCGUGCCUGGCCGCCGAGAAAAACUAAAUUUUAAUCUGUACUGCGUGUUAAACAUUUGCUAGUUCUCAAAAUAAAGUGCAGUGUGAAGGUAACCAUGGAUUUCGAAGAGGAUUCUUCAAAUACACGGGAGGCAUCCUGCACCCCACCACUGCCGACGACGGAUUUGACGCCCAACGAAAUAAUGAAAUUCGGCCCAGGGGGUGACGAUUUGCGAACUCCGGAAAGAGUAUCCACUCCUACGGCGGACAACGAAGAUGCCGUGGACGAACCUAUGCUGGAAUCGGUUGUUACGAAAGUCGUUCAGCAGCCAGAAUCGAAGGACGUAGAGCGCCCUUCCACUACUUUGGAGGAAGACAAAAAUGGCGAUCAGAAUACGAUUGAGAAAGGUGCCUCCAAGGGGGAGAAGUCUACAGUGGAGACGGCAGAGAAAAAUUCGUCGCCCAAGCACCCAGCAACCACGGACGAAGAGAAGCGAGCUGAAAAAUUGUCAACUAAACCUGAUAAAUCCCGUAAGUCACCGGCAAAGGACACACCCGAACGCAAGUCAGACCAGACGGAACCGGAUCGGUCCAAGCACAUUAAAAGCAAGGACCGGGAACAGGAACGUAGCAAAACCAGGGGCAAAACAAAGGAAAAGGAUCAAGAUAAAGAGAAAGAGAAGGAUAAGAAGGCGAAGCACAAAGAUCGUGACGGAGAUCGUUCGAAGGAGCGCGAAAAAAAUAAGGAAAAAGUAAAGGAUAGAAAAAGCGCUGUCAGGGACAGCGAUAAGCGUAAGGACCGUAAAGAUCGAAGUCUUUCAAGGGACGAUCGUAAAAAACGUGCAGAAUCCAAAUCAAAAUCAGUACGUAGUAAAGUGGAUGUUCCUAAAGGUGCUGCCACCGAUGGAAGGAAGAAGAGCGAGGAACGAUAUAAACGGAAUAAGAACAGAAAAUCCCGAUCCAGGGAGCGUGACAAAAAGAAGCGAGAUGAUAAUAGGGGAUUCUCUUCUUCAAUUGGGAAGGCUAGGGAUCUGGAUCGUAAAAAAAGUAUGCCCAGGCAAAUGUCCGAAGAAGGGUCAUUGGAUGUGCGUUCUAAGGAUAGGCUCUCGGGUGGAUCUGUGGAUCAAUUUGGACGAUCUGAUACUCGCCGCAAUCGUAGUAUCACCCCUGCAAAGAAGCGUAACGAACUGUCUCCCGUGUUCCUGUCAGUAAUCAAGUAUACAUCUAGUCUUCCGGUAAUCGGUUGGCGAGAACGGAUUGUUAGCAAGACUCCAAUUCGUCCGAUUCCUAUAACGCCGGCAAUUGCGGCACUGCAAGCCUGCGACGAUGAUAAUAACUCGUCAGACACGGAAAAUGAACAGGUUUCAAAGAAGAAAUCUUCGUCCGUUGCGAAGAAAUCAAAGAAAAAGAAAAAUCAUUCAGAUAAGGUCAAAAGCAAAAGUAAGGAUAAAGAAGACGUGAAAAAGUCGAAAAAUGGUUCCACUCAAAAGAAGAAACCCAAAGAGAAGCGCAAGGAAGUGAAGAAACGGAAGAAAUCCCCAGCGGAAAAGAAGAAGAAAAAAGAGAAGACAAAGAAAUUGGAGGAAGUUCACACGGAACAUAGUUCCGACACGGAAAUGGAUGUUCCACUGCCAGAGGUGGAACCGGACGUGGCAGAAGAGGAAGAACAGAUUAUCAAACGGAUAAAAUUAGAGAUGCUGGACGAAAGGGAUGAGCUACAGUUCCAGAAGAUCGAAAUCGAUUACAGUAUCGUUAAACAGGAACCUCUGACAGACGAAGAGAAGGAAAAAGAGAUUGGAAAUGAAAAGGAAGUCUUCCUGACAACUGUGAGCGAACCUGACGUAGAAGUGCCAACUGAAAUAGUGCCGGAAACAGUUGCAAUUCCUGAAGCAGACAAAAGUCUAGAACCAAAAGAUUCGUCUUUAGGGUUCCGACCCAAAUUCAGUUGUUCUUUCUUGGAUGAUUUGAGUAAGACAUCUAUCACUACGGAAUCCAUCGGUAAUUUAGAAAAGCUGGAACUGGAAGAUCGCAACCGAAGGGAAACCGAUUCUCCAGAUACCGAUGAUUACGCUUCUAACUGGGAGAAUGAUGAGUUUAGCCCGCUGAUAGCCAACAGUAAAACGUCAGUAGGAAGUCCGACCAAGGAUUUGGGAAAAACUUCCACUGCGGAUGAUGAUGGCAAACGUGCGAGAUUAAUUCCGAAGAGCAGUCAUGAGCAAAUUAUUCCUCUGGAUGAUUUGCUAAACAUACAAAGUCAGUUGCAAUCUAUGAAAUCGAAAAUGGAGCAAGCGGAACAAGCGGAAAAUGCUGCCAAAUUAGAAGAAGCCAAGUUACCCGCUAUUGUUGGAGACAAUGUUCCGGAAAAGCUUGCCAGUGAGUACGAAAACUUCAUCCAGUUAUUAGAUCCACAAAAGGAAACGAAUCUAACUGGAGCCGACAAAGCAGAAAUAAACGAUAUCGCAGCUGAAAAGAAGAAACCGGGGAAACGAAGAGCUUCCUCCAGCACAACAACAAGCACCAGUAGUACGUCUGAGAGUUCCAGUUCAAGUUCUGAUUCCAGUUCGUCAAGCUCGUCCUCAAGUUCCAGUUCCAGUUCGUCCGACUCUUCAUCCGAUAGUUCUGAUGAAGAGAAGGUUGAAAAUAAGAAGAAAAAGAAGCUAAUUAUUGUCAAGAAGAAAAAGAAGAAGCUCAUCAAACCGAUAAUUCCACUUGAAGACAUUGAAACACUGGCCAGUGAGCUGCUCCAGCCGGAUGAGGAUAGCGAAAUGGGCCCGGAGCCUGAACCUGAACAUAAACCCGAGACGGUACCGGAGUUUACGCCUCCAAAGCCACAACCACUUAUCAUUCCGGAACAUCUGCUGUUGAAGGUGAAAACACCAAUGAUCCCACUAGGGGCACCUUCCAAGAUCUAUAACAUUCGGGAUGAUUCUAUGGUAGAAUCAAUCAGUAGUCAAGAGUCGAUCAGUAGUGCUAUUAAACCGUUAAAUCCUGAUCGUAGUUCACCCUUCAAACUUAAACUCCCGAUUAAAAACAAAAUUAUUCCUGCGGUUAAUACAUCUGCCUUGUUGGGUCCUGAAGACGAGGAAGAAACUGCAGAACAGAUUAAAGAAGGUUCUGUCAAACCUCCGGAACCAAACAGGGAGAAAUCUCGAUCGAAAGAGGAUCAUCACGAACGCAGACGCUCUCGAGAGCGAAAGUCUAAAGAUCGUAGUCCUAAGCGAGUGCGGGAUAGAAGCGCUGCUCCGAAGAAGCGGCGUUCGAAAGAUCGUCGAAGUCGUAGCAAAUCCAAGGAACGAAGUCCUGGUAGGAAGCUAGUCGCUCAGGAUAGAGAUCGAGAACGAAGGAAAGAUCGAGCCCAUCAGUCGCGAAAUCCACCGCUGCGGAGAAUUAGAAGUCCACCGCCAUCGCGACGUCGGCGAACACGCUCCAGGUCACGUAGCCUAAGUCCCGCAUUGUUGCGGAGACCUCCUAGCCCGCCUGCAGAACGAAGUCCUCGAAGGUAUUCAGCCGAUCGCGAGUGGAGGCGUUCCAGAUCGCCCUACUAUCAGCGACCUCCAUCACCGAAGGAGAAGCCACCUACCGAGAAUCAAAUCGAUGUGGUCACCAGCUCCGGUGCCGGGCCUUUUCCUUCUCCCGAUGAUCAAUCCCCUGUCACAGGCUACAAGAAAAGCUUGGCUGACUCAACCAUUAGCGAUGCUGAGUUGGAAAAUCAGAAACGAAAAACUCCAGUAUUCAGUGAAAGUUCUGCUUAUAAUAAUGUGUACUCCAAAACGUACGGUUUCUACGAUCCCCAAGACAUGGUACUAGAAGGACCAGAAGGUGGAGAUUCUCCCAAACGAAUACCGCUGGACGAUCGAAUCAACAUCGUGUUAGGAAUGAAUGGCACUGAAAUACCCAAACGGAUUGAAACUACUUCUCAACCACCACCUGCUGACAACUACGGUGACUAUCAACCGAUUCAAACUGUGCACCAUGACAUACGACAAUCGCCUCAGCAGCAGCAGCAGCAGCAACAUCAACAUUACCCAACUCCGUUCCCCGGAACUAUAAACACCCCUCACCCAAUGGGACAUCCACCCCAUCCACAACAUUUCCCAUCUAACUAUCCUCAAGAAUAUCAUCACGGUGUUCCACCAGGACCGCAAGCACCUCACGGCCCACCUGGUUACGGUUUCAAUCAAGGCCCACGUCCUCCAUUCUAUCCAGGGCCUCGUGGACCUCAACAAAAUUGGCAGCGUGGCCCGCAUCCUCCAAUGCAACCUAUUCCUUCGCACGUCAACCUCUAUCAAAACAAUAUGUACCAUCAUAAUCCAAACGUCUCAACUCCACCUCCGCCACUUCCGGUAGAACAAUCCACAAAAAGCCUAGUCAAACAGGUAGGCAACAUGCUUGAGAUCGUUCCAACCGCUGUUCCCUCACAAGCACAACCCGUUAAGAUUACUCCCCCUCCAACUCCAGUGGAACCUCCUUCACUUCCAUCCUCUUCCUUCGCCGUUCAACCAUCACCUUCAGCUACCCCCUUAACGCUACCACUACCGACAUCUCUUAUCCUUGUCACUCCCAAGAUCCUUACAGCCGAGGAACUGAAACUCCGCCAUGAACGAAGACUCGAGCUGAAGAAGAAAAUUCGCAUCGAACGGGAGAAGAAACGCAUGGAGAAGAAGAUGCGUAAAGAAAAGCUCAAAAUGGAGGUCAAGCGGUUGCUAGCGGACACUGCCUCUGUCGCAAAUGUUUCCUCUUCCGAUGAGGACUUCGACGCCGUCAAACAUCAGGAAUUGAUCUCUUCGCUGAAUCGAGUCUACGACAAGAGUAUUCUACGAACCAAGACCGGUGCAUGCGUCGCUAGGAAAAAGGUUUUGUUCGCGGAUGGCGUAGCACCUGGUGACGAAUCAUCUUCUUCGGGUGCUGAAGCACUUCGGUCGCCCGCCAAAAUUUCCGCAUCGAAGACUCGCAAGAGACUGCGCCGGAAACGGACAUUGAAAGCAACCGGUAAGAAGCGUCUGAUCGAUCGGUUGAAGCUACCGGAUAUUAAUCUCGAAGAAAAAGAACAAGUUGAUCCAGAGCUGGAAAGCAUGCCACCUCCUCCGCCCCCACCCGGUUCACCGCCACCCGAGCGCCCGCAGCCUCGCUGCGUUAAUCCACCCCCGGUGCAGAUGAUUGACUUUCGCGACGCUCCGCCGAUGCUGCCAUUUCGUCCUUCUAGCAGCAAUUCUACACCUUCGGGUACGCCUUCUAGUGGUGGCUCUAGCAUGCCGCCUUCAGCGUAUCCUCCAGCGACACCACCAUCAAAUGGUGGCAAUAAUUCUACUCUUAAUCCGAAUCACAAUAUGAACAGUCACGGUGGACCACCUCCUGCAUCCGGUGCCGGUUCCGGUAUGUACCGACCGGUGCCCAUGCCUCCGAAUAUUCUGCCUCAUAUGCGAUCGCAUCAUCACCACAGUCACCAUUAUCAUCAGCACCAUUCGUCGCCACUGCCAUCGCAUCCUCAUCUACCACCGCAACAGCCCGGAAUGCCCGGGUUAUCCCCGAGUGGCUUGAUGAAGAAACCCCGUCGAGACGGAUAUCGAAGUGGUCCACAUCCACCGCUAUCGGAAUCCACUCAUCCGAUCGAAACGAUCGGAACCUCUGGUCCCUCUUCUAUGCGACACUCCGUGUACGAAGCGUCGCAUUGAAAAUGUUCACAAGAUAAAAGGGAAUGCAUCUGGAGGCAUGAGAAACUAGCAAACUCAACAAUAGUAAUAUAUUAUAAAAUUUAGAAAAUAAGAAUAUCCAAGGUUAUAUCCAGCUGAGAAUGGAUAAUAAACCAUUACAUAGGAAUGAAUAAUUCUUAAACAUAAACUAAGCUAGAAGCCUGCAUUGCAAUUAUUCUGAAUUACAUUAGAAGGCGCGUAAUUUCAACUUCGCGUGCGAAGAAUUCUUUUAGGCAUAAUAAAAAAAAUUAAAAUAAUUAUUGUCGU
This is a messenger RNA of Ochlerotatus camptorhynchus, 6381 nucleotides long. RefSeq names its product serine/arginine repetitive matrix protein 2-like. The transcript is spliced from 5 exons. The coding region runs from base 541 to 6096 and encodes 1851 amino acids. Lineage: Eukaryota; Metazoa; Arthropoda; Insecta; Diptera; Culicidae. The record is from RefSeq and is a predicted model, not a curated record.